Sphaerulina musiva SO2202 is the source of this 3844-nucleotide messenger RNA. Its product is annotated as cation-transporting atpase fungi. Gene Ontology annotation, biological process: intracellular calcium ion homeostasis; calcium ion transmembrane transport. The record is from RefSeq and is a predicted model, not a curated record. The transcript has 2 exons. Gene Ontology annotation, molecular function: P-type calcium transporter activity; ATP hydrolysis activity; ATP binding. Gene Ontology annotation, cellular component: membrane; intracellular membrane-bounded organelle. The coding region runs from base 145 to 3675 and encodes 1176 amino acids. NCBI's taxonomy places the organism in Eukaryota, Fungi, Ascomycota, Dothideomycetes, Mycosphaerellales, Mycosphaerellaceae.
CGGAAACUACUCCUUCCACCCUCCCCACCCGACAGCACGCCCAUCCUGCUUCGCCCCGCCGAAAACUACAGGCAAACACCAAGACCAGAGCGCGCAGAAGAGACCGCCCCUCCGGUGAAUGAGCACGGCGAGUAUCACAGCACAAUGGCAGGCACGCCUCUGCCCCGUAUAGAUGUCGAGGUCUCGGCCGACGACAGCAACGACAUCAAUCCGACGCCCACAACACUUCUUCCUGGCAGCAGAGAUCGCGCCCCGAGCUCCCCAACCAUGCUGCAAACUCCUACCUGGAACGGCCGUGAGCGAUCAGCGAGUGGCCUCAGCGGAAGCACCCAAUACUCUACCUUGAAAGUGCCAGAUACUUCAUAUGGCGAGAAGGGCAGCAGUACAUCAAGCAUAUUCAGCCACGAAGAGCGAGAAGACGCGCUCAAGCCCGAUCCGGGGACCGAGAAGGACUUCCAGGUCAAAGACAACAAAUUCGCCUUUUCCCCUGGUCAGCUCAACAAGCUACUCAAUCCCAAGUCUUUGGGCGCAUAUGUGGCCCUCGGCGGCAUCAGAGGCAUAGAGCGUGGUCUACGCACGAAUCUGCAGACUGGACUGAGCGCUGAUGAGAACAAGCUCGAUGGUCGCGUGACCUUCGACGAAGCAACACAAUAUGCUGAGAAGUCGAAGAGCCUGGGUUGGGACGAGGUAACGGUCAACCCAACAGCGCGACAGGCAGCAUCAGCGCCCGUCACUGGUUCCUACGACGAUCGACACGCAGUAUUCAGCAAUAAUGCCCUUCCCGAGAAGAAGGCAACGUCUCUACUCAAACUCAUGUGGAUCGCAUACAACGACAAGGUUCUCAUCUUGCUUACAGUGGCUGCUGCAAUCUCCUUGGCACUUGGCUUGUACGAGACGUUCGGAGCAUACCACCCACCGGGAUCUCCUGAACCAGUUGACUGGAUCGAGGGAUGUGCUAUUUGCAUUGCCAUCAUUAUCGUUGUCCUCGUUGGCUCACUGAACGACUACCAAAAGGAGAGGGCUUUCGUCAAGCUCAACGCGAAGAAGGACGCUCGUGAAGUAAAGGUCAUCCGAUCUGGCAAGUCACUACAGAUCCCGGUACAGGACAUCACAGCAGGCGACGUGAUCCAUCUCGAGCCUGGUGAUAUGGUCCCAGUUGAUGGCAUUUACAUCGGCGGUCACAACGUCAAGUGUGAUGAAUCCUCUGCCACUGGCGAAUCUGAUGCUCUGAAGAAAGUUGGAGGCGAACAGGUCAUGCGAAUGCUCGAAGAAGGUCAUACCGACCUCAAGGACAUGGACUGCUUUAUCAUCUCCGGUAGCAAGGUUCUCGAGGGCAUUGGCACAUAUGUGGCCACCUCCGUCGGAGUCAACUCUUCUUACGGCAAGAUUCUGAUGGCUAUGCGCGUCGACAUGCAACCUACUCCGCUCCAAGUCAAGCUCGACGGUCUCGCUACUGCCAUCGCCAAGCUUGGAACUGCUGCAGCAGUGUUCCUGUUCUUUGUGCUAUUGUUUCGAUUCCUCGGAGGUCUUUCGAACAACCCACGCACAAGCUCCGAGAAAGCUUCUCAAUUUCUGGACAUUCUCAUUGUCGCCGUAACAGUUAUUGUUGUAGCAGUUCCUGAGGGUCUGCCGCUAGCUGUCACGUUGGCACUUGCAUUUGCUACAACUCGUUUGGUCAAGCUGAACAAUCUCGUCCGUAUCCUGAAGUCUUGCGAGACUAUGGGUAACGCGACCACUAUCUGCUCCGAUAAAACUGGUACUUUGACUACCAAUGUCAUGACUGUCGUCACUGGAACUUUCGGCGAGCGCUCCUUCGAUGAUAAGAACAAGACGGGCAGCGAGACGACUUCCGCAGCAUUCGUGGAGCAAUUGAGCGCUGAUGAACGCCGCCGCAUCGUCGACUCCAUCGCUAUCAACUCUACUGCAUUCGAGUCCGACGAUGGCUCAUUCGUUGGUUCCAAGACAGAGACAGCUCUGCUUGCACUUGGUCGCACUCUUGGUAUGGGUCCAGUUGCCGAGGAGCGCUCAAAUGCGGAAAUCGUACAGCUCAUGCCUUUCGACUCUGCUCGCAAGUGUAUGGGCGCUGUCCAGAAGCUUUCCUCUGGGACGUAUCGCCUUCUCAUCAAGGGUGCUUCUGAGAUUCUCCUCGGCCACUGCUCGACCAUUGCCACUAGUACCGGUGCCAUUCCACUCGACGGUGCCGAGCGCGAACGCCUCGAAUCCAUUAUCGAUUCUUACGCUCAGCAGUCUCUCCGCACAAUCGCAUUGAUCUCGCGCGAAUUUACACAGUGGCCUCCAGCUGGAUGCAAUGUUGAGAACGACCCGCAGAGCGCAGACAUGGAUCUUGUAUUGAAGGAGAUGACUUUUGAUGGUUUGGUCGGUAUCCAGGAUCCUGUUCGCCCGGGUGUGCCAGAGGCUGUUGCCAAGUGCGCAUACGCUGGUGUCAGCACUCGUAUGGUGACUGGUGACAAUGUGGUGACUGCCAAAGCUAUCGCAACCGAAUGUGGCAUCUACACUGGUGGUCUCGUCAUGGAAGGUCCCGUCUUCCGCACUCUCUCCGAGGCACAGAUGGAUGAAUGUCUGCCCAAGCUCCAGGUUCUGGCUCGAUCCUCUCCCGAAGACAAGCGUGUCCUCGUCGUCAAUCUCCGUCGUCUUGGCGAAAUUGUCGCUGUUACUGGCGAUGGUACCAACGAUGGCCCUGCGCUCAAGGCUGCCGAUAUUGGCUUCUCGAUGGGUAUCUCGGGAACAGAAGUGGCAAAGGAGGCAUCUGCUAUCAUUCUUAUGGAUGACAACUUCACCUCGAUUCUGACUGCUCUGAUGUGGGGACGUGCCGUCAACGAUGCGGUUCGCAAGUUCCUGCAGUUCCAAAUUACGGUCAACAUUACGGCCGUCAUCAUUACCUUCGUCUCUGGCGUUGCCAGCUCCGAAAUGAUACCUGUCCUUACCGCAGUUCAAUUGCUCUGGAUCAACCUGAUUAUGGAUUCAAUGGCAGCGCUUGCUCUUGCAUCUGACCCACCUACCGAAGAGAUCCUCGACCGGAAGCCGUCCAAGCGUACAGCACCAUUGAUCAGCGUCAUCAUGUGGAAGAUGAUCAUUGGACAAGCCAUCUAUCAGCUCGUCGUCACAUUCAUUCUCUACUACGCCGGACCCAUGAUCCUCAACGUUGAACGUGAUGGCAGCGAGAUCCGCUCGGUUGUUUUCAACACUUUCGUCUGGUUCCAGAUCUUCAACAUGCUCAACAACAGACGACUUGACAACAAGUUCAACAUUUUUGUCGGAUUCUUCCGCAAUUACUUCCUGAUUGCGAUCUUGGCCAUUAUGAUUGGUUGCCAGGUCAUGAUCAUGUACGUCGGAGGCCGAGCCUUCUCCAUUCAACGCAUCGAUGGGAGAGACUGGGGCAUCUCGAUCGUUCUCGGCGGUCUGUCCCUACCAUGGGCUGUACUUGUCCGCCUGUUCCCAGACAACUGGUUCACAGCCAUCGCCAAGUUCUGCGGCUGGCCAGUGGUUCAAGUAUACAGGCCUCUUAGCCGCUGGACACACGCGCUUUCCAAGAAAAUCAGAGGACUGCGCCGCAGCAAAAAGGAAAGCCAGGACGUAGCCAGCGAGGCUGAGUCACAGGAGGCUGUGGUGGAGGCCGAGAAUAAGACGAAGUUGCCGAAUGGCUCUUCUGUCUAAGAUGAUGAAUGACCACAGUUUGAUGAUUUAGCGAUAUCAGCAUAGACAUAGAGAUAGAUUGACACGACAUGAUACCACGAAGGAAAAAAAUGAAAAGAAGGAAAAGAAGGAAAAUGCUAUGGACUACCUAGUGAAGCAAAAAUAGCAAGAAAAUAUACCCCAAAUAAAU